AUGUUGCUCCAGUGGAAGGCGGCUGCGGCGGCGGCGGCGGCGGCGUCGGCGGCGGCGUCGCCACAGUGCGGACAGCGCGCGCCGCGGCGGGUCGCCACGGCAGUGCCAGGGGCAGCUCGCAGGCACGGGCCACGCCGCGCCGCUGCCGCCGCCGCCGCCUCCGGCGCCCGCCGCACGCUGGCGUCUCCGCGACGGGCCUCGCUGCCGCCCGCCUGCUCCUACACAUGCAGCCUCUCUAUGCUGAUUGCCUACAUAAGAAACUGGAUGGUUUACAUCUGGACGUGUAUAACUGCAACAGUCUCGACUAGGAUCCAGCACGCUUUGAGGUUGUUUGGUGAUGCGGAUAACGUCUGCCAUCUGUAUUACGACCUCUGUGUGGACUGUUCUCUAGCAAGAAAACGCCAGGACGUCCUAAAGUACCGCAAGCUGUGCCGGCGGUGUUCCACGGACGCGGCGGCGGCCGCCGGCCUCGCCAAGAGGCAGCACGCGUGCAGGAGGUUUCCGACACCACUAAUCGCCGAGCUAUUACCUGCUUAG
This is a messenger RNA of Schistocerca gregaria, 537 nucleotides long. RefSeq lists its product as uncharacterized. The coding region runs from base 1 to 537 and encodes 178 amino acids. Lineage: Eukaryota; Metazoa; Arthropoda; Insecta; Orthoptera; Acrididae. The record is from RefSeq and is a predicted model, not a curated record. The transcript is spliced from 7 exons.